Messenger RNA from Rotaria sp. Silwood2, 264 nucleotides. The record is from the annotation of a GenBank genome assembly. NCBI's taxonomy places the organism in Eukaryota, Metazoa, Rotifera, Eurotatoria, Philodinida, Philodinidae.
AUGUAUCAUGCACGAGGGGUAUCUCUUUUAGCUGCCUCAAUCGCCCUAUUACCUUGGCUUCGAAUGCAACAAUUAGAAAACUUUGGCAGUAGUCUUUUAUGGACACUAACUUUAACAAAUUCCUAUUUUUUUGAUGCUUUUGAGAAAAAAAGAAAACGUUCAAUGAAUCAUGAAACUGGUCAAUAUAUGGAUACAGUUAAAGAUAAUUUUCAAGGAUCUUAUCUAACAAGUGAAGAACGAAAAAAAAAUAAUAAUCCAAAAUAA